This is a messenger RNA of Abrus precatorius (Indian licorice), 522 nucleotides long. RefSeq names its product nuclear transcription factor Y subunit B-9-like. Gene Ontology annotation, biological process: regulation of transcription by RNA polymerase II. Bases 1 to 522 code for a protein of 173 amino acids. The record is from RefSeq and is a predicted model, not a curated record. The transcript has a single exon. Gene Ontology annotation, molecular function: DNA-binding transcription activator activity, RNA polymerase II-specific; RNA polymerase II cis-regulatory region sequence-specific DNA binding; protein heterodimerization activity. NCBI's taxonomy places the organism in Eukaryota, Viridiplantae, Streptophyta, Magnoliopsida, Fabales, Fabaceae. Gene Ontology annotation, cellular component: CCAAT-binding factor complex.
AUGGCUGGAGUGAGGGAACAGGACCAGUACAUGCCAAUCGCGAACGUGAUAAGGAUCAUGCGAAGGACUCUUCCGCCACACGCCAAGAUCUCAGACGAUGCCAAAGAGACGAUUCAAGAGUGCGUGUCUGAGUACAUCAGUUUCAUCACCGCCGAAGCCAACGAUCGUUGCCAGCGCGAGCAGAGGAAGACCGUUACUGCAGAGGACGUGCUUUGGGCAAUGGCAAAGCUUGGCUUCGACGACUACGUUCACCCUCUCAGCCUUUACCUUCACCGCUACCGUGAGAACGAAGGAGAACACGCUUCCGCAAGACGUGCUUCUGCCUCUAUUCACCCACCACCUCAGCCACCACCGCCGCUAUAUUCUCAAGCCUUUGGAAUGUUGGACAUUGACCCCUCGCAAGGGUUGUACGGGGAUGAUGCCUCUGCCACUGCCACAGCCUCAGCCUCAGCCUCAGCCUCAGCCCCUUAUGUUCCCACCUUUGAUCCUUAUCCUUACAUCAACCGCGACACCCUGCAGUGA